Messenger RNA from Laetiporus sulphureus 93-53, 1764 nucleotides. RefSeq lists its product as uncharacterized. The coding region runs from base 40 to 1407 and encodes 455 amino acids. Gene Ontology annotation, molecular function: protein binding. The transcript has 2 exons. The record is from RefSeq and is a predicted model, not a curated record. NCBI's taxonomy places the organism in Eukaryota, Fungi, Basidiomycota, Agaricomycetes, Polyporales, Laetiporaceae.
GGGAGACAAGGCGUUCUCCCCUUCCAUCCCUACUUCCUCAUGUCAGACCGCCCAAAAAUUGACCAGAAAGUCCUACGGCGGGACUUGAAACGAGCGGCGUCCCCAUUCAACAAGAAGAGCGCCGACAUCAUCAUCCGGUCAGCAGAUGGGAUGAACUUCCAGUGCCACAAGGCGGUGCUCACUCUAGCAUCGCCGGUAUUCGAAUGCAUGUUCCAUCCCCCGCAGUCGACCGCAACCGGCGUAACAGACAUCGAUUCAGCAAUAGGCGUAACAGACGUCGAUACAGCAAUAGGCGUAACAGACGUCGAUACAGCAACCGGCUUGCCGAUUGUCUGUGUCACAGAAAAUAGCACGGCGUUGGAUGGUCUUCUGCGUUUGUGUUAUCCUAAGCAGAAUCCUGUCCUUCACCGUGCGUCGGAGGUGAUAGAGUUGUUGGAAGCAGCACAGAAAUACCGAAUGGGAGAAGCGAUCCGGCACUUGGGCGAUGCGCUGAGCAAGUAUGUGGAGAAGUCUGCUUUGCAGGUCUAUGCAGUUGCAUGUCGGUUGGGAAUGGAGGAGCUUGCAAGGAAGGCGGCUGUUAAGCUCAAAUCACAGGAGACGAUCACGCAGGGGCCAGAGAUGGAGCGCAUGUCUGCCGGUGCCCUCCAUCGACUCUUCCAGUUCCGCAAUCCGAAUGUGCGAGGUCCUGCUCACUGCUUCACAUUCUGUCGUCCGACGUCAAUUGAUAUGCUCCAAGUGGUAACGACCACUAUAAAUCCUGUCGGGGCAGAACCCUUCAUACAUCCUUCCGCCGACACCAUUGUGCUCUCUUCUGACGGCGUCCAAUUCCGCGUGUAUAGAAACAUCCUCGAACUUGCGUCUCCUGUCUUCGCAGAUAUGUUGAGGAAUUCUGGAGCUAGCGACGGUCAUCCCGAGCCGAGCACAGAGCCACCGCUUGUCCGGGUCGCAGAGGAUGGCAGGACAGUGCAUACGCUCUUGCAAUUGUGUUAUCCAAUGGAGGCCCCCGUUGUUGAAGGGUUCGAUGCCGCGCAUGCACUUCUUUCUGCCGUCAAGAAGUACGGGGUCACAUCCGCGUUGGCAUGGGCGAAGCGGUCGUGGGUGGAGCAGAUGAAAUAUGAUGCAUUGCGAGCUUGUUUACUCGCCAUGCAGAUGGGAUGGGAAGAUGAAACAGAGGAGGCGAUUCGGCUUCUGCCCGCUAAGGACCACCAGUGGUUUCCGGAGAUGGAAAGUAUCCCAGCAUCGUACUACUUCAUGGCACUGGAACGGCGGCGUAAUCGUUCCAAAUCCCUUUCAGGGCCCUCAACAGGCUCAACUACAGAGAACAUAGCCUGCACGGUAGGAUUGGUGAUUGUUAUCGGGCUUUGGGAAGCCGCAAAGUUAGUGUGGCACUGGUUAGUGAAUGUCUGACAAUAUAUUGGGUCAGCAUUUUUGAGACAUUCCUGCGCUAACGAUAACUCGAGCAGGAUCCAGAACACAACUAUUCGUUGUGAACCAUCGCAGUGUUGAACGCAUGCGUCAUCAUCUUGCCGCCGCUAUGCUACAUCUGACAAAUGAAGAGACCUGGGGAGUCAGGACAUAUGCAUGGUAAAGUAAAGUAGUUCACCGUAGAAUUCUUCGGGUCAUUUCCGCUUUACUUGUUCUCGUGCGCAGAGGCGGUUCAAACGGAGCAUUUCAGCUUCGACCUCACGUAUAUGUGCGAUCCCAUUUGAUGUUCCGAUAACACUAUCAAAUCCUGAGGCACGCAAUACAUGAAUAUUUCGCUUG